AUUUGGACAUAUGAAAAUGCCAUUUGGAAUUUAGCAAUAUUUGAUUAAUGUUUAUUGUUUCCAGAAGUCCUUUUUAUUUUACGGGAAUGCCAACUCUGGAACAGCAUGCAGAACUGUACAUUACAAGAAAGUUAAUAGUGCUCCAACUCAAUCUCUGAGGCCUUACAUUCGAGACCAAGACUCCUUGGAAGAUCAAGCCAAAGUGUACCUGCAGUUUAGACACCUGCAGCCCAGGAGACUGAGGCAACACUGACAGCAACUCACAGCUACUCGAGAGGAUUAUGUCAUUAUAGCUGACAACUUGAGCUUCCCUUGAGUACGACGGCUACAAGGCAAAGUCAGUCCUGCUCUGCUCACACCCAGCAGCAACCAUGGAUGACCCCUAUCAAAACAACGUAAACCAGCAGGUAACAGAGGGUGGAGAAUACACCUACACCCAAGAUGGAGGGGGUCAGGACGGCUACCCUUACCAGACAGACUACCCUCCACAGGAGGAAGAUGCUGCCAGUGAUGCUACAGAGGGUGCAGAUGAUGAUGCGCAAAUGUAUGAGGGGGAGUACCAGGGCGUCCCUCACCCCGAUGAGAUCAAGGAGGCGAGGAGGGCGGCUCGUGUGGAGGCGAGGAGGAAAGCCCGUAUGGCCAAAGAGCAGGAAGAGGAGGAGGAAAACCUUCCAGAGCAGUAUGAGGCCAUUAUGGAGGACUGUGGCCAUGGACGCUUCCAAUGGAUGUUGUUCUUCGUGCUAGGUCUGGCACUAAUGGCUGAUGGCGUGGAUGGCUUCGUGGUGGGCUUCGUCAUGCCCAGUGCUGAGAAGGACAUGUGCAUAACCAACUCUGACAAAGGAUUGCUGGGUCUGCUGGUGUAUGUUGCCAUGAUGGUGGGGGCGUUGGUGUGGGGGGGUCUGUGUGAUAAGAUGGGGAGGAGGAAGUGUUUGAUCUAUGUCUUGUCCAUCGACUUGGUCUUCUCCUUCCUGUCGUGCUUCGCUCAGGGCUACGGCUUCUUCCUCUUCCUCAGGUUCUGCUCCGGCUUUGGAAUCGGUGGCUCCAUCCCAAUAGUUUACACAUACUUCACUGAGUUCCUGCAGAUGGAUAAACGUGGAGAACAUCUGAGCUGGCUCUGCAUGUUCUGGAUGCUGGGAGGCCUGUACGCCUCCUUCACUGCCUGGGGAAUCAUCCCUCACUAUGGUUGGGGCUUUGCCAUCGGAACAGAGUUCCAGAUCCACAGCUGGAGAUUGUUUAUGUUCGUGUGUCUCUUCCCUGCACUGGCUGCACUUAUCGGAGUCGUCUUCAUGCCGGAGAGCCCUCGUUUCCUGCUGGAGAAUGCACGACAUGAUGAGGCGUGGAUGGUGCUGAGACAAGUUCACGACACCAACUGGAAGGCCAAAGGAGAGCCAGAGAGAGUGUUCACUGUGACGAACAUCCAGACUCCACAAACUCAGGAGGACGAGUUCAUCGAGAUCCAGAGUGACACUGGAACCGCUUUCCAGCGCUGGACCGUCAGACACAUGACCAUGCUGCAGCAGGUGAUGGCUAACAUCAUGUCUCUGUCAGCUCCAGAGCUCAGACUGCAAGGCCUCUUCCUGGUUAUCAUCUGGUUCUGCAUGGCAUUCAGCUACCAUGGGCUGGGAGUGUGGUUCCCUGAUAUGAUCAAAUACAUGCAGUACGAGGAGUACGAGUCCAAGGUCCGAGUGUUUCACCGAGAACGGGUCGAACGUUUCCAUUUCAACUUCUCUCUGGUUAACCAGAUCCACCGUGAAGGGGAGUACAUCCAUGACAAGUUUGCAAACAUUGAGAUAAAGUCUGUGAAGUUUGAGGAUUCUCUGUUCGAGAACUGCUACUUUGAGGAUAUCAAGUCCACCAACACCUUCUUUGAGAAUUGCACCAUCAAAAACACUGUCUUCUAUAACACAGACCUCUGGCAAGAGAAGUUCAAAGAAUGUCGAAUGGAGAACACCACCUUCCUCCACCCAAAGAAAGGCUGCCAUCUAAACUUCCAGGAGGAGAAUGAUAUCAUUAUCUACAUGGUCAGCUUCCUGGGUAGUUUAGCAGUGUUGCCUGGAAACAUCCUCUCUGCAUUGUUUAUGGACAAGAUAGGGAGAAUCAGGAUUAUAGGUGGUUCUAUGUUGGUAUCCUCGGCCUGUACUUUCUUGUUACUGCUGAGUUUCAGUCAAGGAGCUGUAAUAUGUUGGCAGUGUCUCUUUUAUGGUGCCAGCGUGGCGGCCUGGAACGGACUAGAGGUCAUUUCUGUUGAACUCUAUCCUUCUGCAAAGAGAGGCACGGCGUUCGGUAUCCUGAAUGGGAUCUGUAAGUUUGCCGCCAUCAUUGCCAGCUUCAUCUUUGCAGCCUUCAUCGGCGUCACUAAGAUCAUACCCAUCUUCCUGGCCUUCGCUGCUCUCGUCUGUGGGGGUCUGGUGGCUCUCAAGCUGCCUGAAACCCGGGAGAAACUCCUCUCUUGAAAAGCCAAACUCCUGCAGCUUCCAGGCCCCAAACACAGUACAGCUACGAGGCAAUCUUCUGGGGAAAGUAACAGCUAAAACUGAAAUGGAAAGACAAGUGAGGAAGGCCGAGCUGUGUGUAUGAGUCUGCCAUGGUUAUAGAUUUAAAAAUAUGAAAACCUGUCUGGUUGCCUAUGUGAACCUGUGGUUGCUUUCUAUUCCCUCUUUAAGCUCCUCAGGGUGCCCAGCAUCUCUGUCACAUCAUAUGAAACCUGUGUUUGUAAUAUCCUUUUUAUCAUUUAUUGCCCAUCCUUCUGUUUCACACACAUACAUUCACACACAGCGUAGAAACUUAUGUUUUGUUUGAGGUUUUUGAAAAAGAAAGAUAUUUAUGAAAUGAAAAUGUGUCUGUAUUUGAAAGUGUUGUAGUUCAUGUGACCAUGUUGUGCUGUGAGUUCAUCCCCUGUUGGAAAAUAAAGGAGAGAGAGAGGACUUAAAGUGAUACCUUGGAUUUUAUUUGAAUCCUGUUGUUUUCACUGCCAAGGCUCAGCAGCAGUUAUUCUGCUUGAGUUGUUAUUCAGAGAAACACCUCUUUAUUUAUUUUGCACUCUCCUGUGGUUUAUGUAUAUAGUCAACUUAGUCGACUCUGAUGCUGUUCAUGUCUGAUCAAACCUGAGCAGCUGACCAGAUUCUCCUCCUGUUUGUCUUUCUGUCUUCGACUGACACGUCAUGUCUGUUCUUAAUUGUAGCACAGUGUUCUGUAGGUGGUGAUAACGUAGGAUCAGAGUCACAUCUUGCCAUGACAAAGUGUAAGGAACUGCUCUGUUUAUUAAGUUUUGGUUUUUUUUCUAACAGAGAGGAUGACUUAAAAAUGUGAGAAUAGUUGUUUUGAUAAAAUGCUCACUUUUUGACGUUCUGAUGAAGAACAAUUUUACAGAACCUGCUGCAUUUCUGACGACGUGUCAAGAUUUCUAAGGAGCAUGUUACUUUUAUGGCAUGACUGAAUUGUGUGUGUGUUUGUGUGUGUAUGUAUGUAUGUAUGUGUGAAUGUGUGAUUGUUAUCCACUUGUAUGUGAAUUUAUUGACACACAUUAGUCUGAUCACCAAAACUUUAUUUGUUGUUGUACAUACUGUAGACCUGUGUAUAUUAGCUGUAAAAUAGU
Molecule: messenger RNA, 3595 nt
Organism: Notolabrus celidotus (New Zealand spotty)
Lineage: Eukaryota; Metazoa; Chordata; Actinopteri; Labriformes; Labridae
Gene: sv2ba
Product: synaptic vesicle glycoprotein 2Ba
Exons: 13
Coding region: 372-2453 (693 amino acids)
Biological process (GO): chemical synaptic transmission; transmembrane transport
Cellular component (GO): membrane
Molecular function (GO): transmembrane transporter activity
Source: RefSeq, a predicted model, not a curated record